Gilbertella persicaria is the source of this 1264-nucleotide messenger RNA. Its product is annotated as Pex19 protein. Gene Ontology annotation, cellular component: peroxisomal membrane; peroxisome. The record is from RefSeq and is a predicted model, not a curated record. The transcript is spliced from 5 exons. NCBI's taxonomy places the organism in Eukaryota, Fungi, Mucoromycota, Mucoromycetes, Mucorales, Choanephoraceae. Gene Ontology annotation, biological process: protein import into peroxisome membrane. Bases 353 to 1120 code for a protein of 255 amino acids.
CGUAUUUAUGGUCUAUAAGUGAUCUUCUUGAGUUUGGUUCAUGUCUGUUUCUACAGAAAAAAGAAAGAAAGAAAGAAAGAAAUGAGAGUGAAAAAAAUAAGACACAUGAAAUGAAUGCAAGAAAGUUAAAAUAGGCUUUUUUUUUUGAAUACUUACACUGUAGGUGCGUCAUGGCCUUUUUAUAUUGAAAAAGUGAUUUUGAUCGCGUCAAGUCUAUAGACAGCUUAAAUUCACAUGCUUUUUUCUCAGGCAAUAAUUUAACGCUCAGUCUUAACAAGACUCUAAGAACAAGACUCAAAUUCAAGAUGAUGAUUCCGAUUUCGAUGACUUGUUAGAUGACGUUUUGGACGAUAUGUCUAAUACCACACUUGAGCAAAAAAAGCCCGUGGAGACAAAAACCAAGACGACAGAUCAAGAUCCACCCGAACAAGACCUCGAUGAGCUCUUGGGUAGUGAUGAAUUCGCAAAGCAAUUAGCUGCGGGUAUGGAACAAUUGAUGGGUCAGAUGAAUACUGAUGAGAAUGAUGAGAUGAAGCAAGCAUUUGAGAAAGUAUGGGCUUCUCUUGACAAGAACACAGAAGAAGAAGUAAAGAAAGUACCCAAGACUCCUCAAUCCUUUCAAGAUACGAUUGGUAAAACCAUGAACAAAUUGAAAGAUAGUUCAAAAGAGAUUGAUACUUCCAUGGCUGAGGAAUCAGAGGAUGCUUUUAUGGCAGAGCUCAUGAAGCAAAUGGAAACAUUGGCUGAUAAUGGAGAAUUUGAAGGUGUUUUAGAAGGCAUGAUGAGCCAAUUGAUGUCGAAAGAAUUACUGUAUGAACCCAUGAAGGAUUUGGCUCAAAAGUACCCUACUUGGUUAGAAGAACACAAAGACGCAGCAGAGUAUGAUAAAUACAAGCAACAACUUACCAUUUGUCAACAAAUUGUGGCAAAGUAUGAAUCUCCCGAGUUUGAUGAAAAGAAUGAGACACAAGGUAAAGAAAUCAUGGAUUUAAUGACAAAGAUGCAAGAUUUGGGUCAACCUCCCGCUGAACUUUUGGAUGAAAUGGCUCCUGGUAUGAAUUUGGGUAAUCCUGAAGGUAUGCCUGACAUGAAGGAUAUGGAAAACUGUACAAUAAUGUAGAAUAAUAAAGUCAAUCUCUGAUUACCUAAUAAAAAAUGAUGGCUUAAGCCAUUUGAGUAUCAUCAAGUUUCGAUUAUAUGUGCCUAGAACAGAUUGUUUUUUUUUUCAGGUGUACAACAUGAGUAGAGCUAAAGGUGAUUAAGG